AUCCAAACCCGACGCCGUGGGUCGGAAGAAAGUGACUUAGAAAGCCGUCAUUCCGCCACCAGACAGUCUGACCCAACUAAUCGCGUCGUUUUCGCAUCCACCAGUCCUACACUCGCAAAUAAUUCGCCCGCUAUCACCGGCCGGAGCUCAGUUCCGACGCACUUUGACCUUCACAGGGAACCCUAACUAUCGCGUGUCCAGGCAAUACCUCCGUGCCCUUUCUUCUCCGUUCAAACGCACACACUAUUGUAUUCGAAUAGUUCUUUGAGUAGAAGCGUAGAACUGUAGAAAGCGCCGAAAAGACGUCAGUCCCUAUACCUGCAUUUAUACUUGGUCAGUGAUUAGGAUGGGGGCCAUGACGUCAUCGGUGGCAGCAAAAUUUGCGUUUUUUCCGCCCAAUCCAGCUUCUUAUGAGGUAAAGAUGGAGGGGUCCAGCGCGAAAUUGACGAUGACGGAGGUGGAGGAGAGAGAGAACGUGGAUGUCUUGAAGUUGCCUACCAAGAGAGGGACGGAAGUCGUUGCACUGUACGUGAGGAACCCGGCAGCUAAGCUAACCCUGCUAUACUCUCACGGCAACGCCGCCGAUUUGGGCCAGAUGUACGGAUUGUUCUGUGAAUUAAGCCGUCAUCUCCGCGUCAAUCUGAUGGGGUAUGAUUAUUCGGGGUAUGGACAGUCCACCGGCAAGCCAAGUGAGGAGAACACUUACGCUGAUAUAGAAGCUGCAUAUAGAUGUCUUGAAGAGACGUAUGGUGCGAAAGAAGAAGACAUAAUAUUAUAUGGACAGUCUGUUGGCAGUGGACCAACUAUAGAUUUGGCAUCCCGUUCUCCCAGGUUACGGGCUAUAGUUUUGCACAGUCCAAUAAUGUCCGGACUGAGGGUAAUGUAUCAUGUGAAGAGGACAUAUUGGUUUGACAUAUAUAAGAAUGUUGACAAGAUACCUUUAGUUGAAUGCCCUGUUCUAAUUAUACAUGGAACUGCUGAUGAUGUUGUGGACUGUUCCCAUGGGAAGCAGCUUUGGGAACUUUGUAAACAGAAAUAUGAACCACUGUGGGUUAAAGGAGGUAAUCAUUGUGACUUGGAGCUCUACCCUGAAUACAUUAAACAUCUCAAGAAAUUUGUAUCGGCUAUCGAGAAAUCAUCACAUUCAAAAAGAGAUGGACCCCCAAACAUUGAAGUCAUGGAGAAUCCUCGAAACAGUAUUGAUUGUAAUGGACCUGGAGAAAGCAGUGUGCAGACCACCACAACUUCUAGGCCAAGUACAGAAAAGAGGGAGAAGCCUAAAAGAAGUAUAGACUUCAGAGAUAAAUCAAGAAAUAGUGUUGAUAGGAGAGAUAAAACACGUAAAAGUGUAGAUCAAGCUGAAAAGCCAAAUUCCAAUACAGAACCAUCAGAGAAAGCAAGGAAUAGUAUAGACCGCUUUGGUGGUAUGAUGAGAUCAGCUGUAUUAUGCAAUAUUGACUGUUUCAAACCAACAGGAGCAAAGCUCGCGGGAUAGAGGAAAAGGACCACCGACGUUACACGUUAGACUAUAAUUUUUAAUUUAUUGUACUUGUGAAUUAGUUGCCUGAUGGGUUAUGUUUCCUUUUGUGUGUUGUUAAUUUUCAUUGGCAGAUAAUGUAUUACAAAUGUAGCAUUUCUUUUAUCGAGCUCAUCUGGAUUAGAGAUACUAGUGUUUUUUCCGGUUUUAAGCCGAUCUCAAUGUAAUUGCCUAAAUUAUCUAUGUGUAUUUUUCUAUCACGGUAUUAGACUUCCAUUUGACAAACCAGUUUCAGAAAAGCA
Cuscuta europaea is the source of this 1779-nucleotide messenger RNA. Lineage: Eukaryota; Viridiplantae; Streptophyta; Magnoliopsida; Solanales; Convolvulaceae. The record is from the annotation of a GenBank genome assembly.